CAAAAACUAAUCCAGAGAAGUCAAAAACAGGGCAAUGUGAACGGAAAUAGCGUCAUUGACAAUCUUUCCAGAAGAAAACCAACUGUCAACUGUGCACUUAAUACCUACAGAAAACAAAUGAGUGAUGGGCUAAACCGAAAAAUCUUUGGUCUGAAGUCAUCAUCACCGUCCUCACCUCUUGCCACCCUGGCACUCCAACCUCUCCUUCUUCUGGCAUUCGUUUUCUCUUUUCCGCGAUUCCUUCGAUCCCCAUAUCCCACUUUCUGAAGUCAAUGAGGUAGAAGAAGAAGAAGACAAUGGUCAAAAAGAUAUUCUUGAUUGAUGUAUAGCUCUAUGCUUAAGCAGCUUAGAAGAGAAAAAGUAUUGUUCCAUAGAUGCUCUGAGUGGUCCAGAGGGAAAUCCACUUGAGGGAUUUCUUACUUUCAUGACUAGGUUUUCUUCAGGCUGCAUUCAUUAACUGCAGAGUUGUAUUGAAGAGAGGGAAAAAAUAGAGAACGACAAAAUGAGGAACAAGAGCAAGUUUAGGAAAUCAACCACUUUAAAUUGCAAUGCAGGGAGCAGGUGGGGAACUGUGGUAUUAACCCUACUUGGCUGUCUUGUUUUGCUUCAUCUAUAUACUUUAAUCCGCCAAAAAGAACCCCAAAUUAUGGAGAUGACUCGAACACAUAUUGUCCAUCAUGAACUGCUAAAAGAGUUAGAGAAAGUUGAGGAAGUUUUUAUACAACUCCCUCCACCAAGGAAGCGUUCACCUCGUGCUGCCAAGAGAAGGGGACCUAAGAGGCCAACCACUUUGAUUGAUGAGUUUCUUGAUGAGUCUUCACAGAUUAGGAACUUCUUCUUUCCUGGUCCGAGGGAUUCUGUGGACCCCAGGAAGGACUCUGAAAAUGAAACACACUAUUAUUACCCGGGGAGGAUAUGGUUGGACACUGAAGGGAACCCGAUUCAGGCUCAUGGAGGUGGAAUUCUACAUGACGAGAAGACAAAAAAGUAUUAUUGGUACGGAGAAUAUAAAGAUGGCCCUACCUACCAUGCUCACAAAAAAGGAGCCGCCCGGGUUGAUGUUAUUGGAGUGGGUUGCUACUCUUCAAGUGACUUGUGGACAUGGAAAAAUGAAGGCAUUGUAUUAGCAGCAGAAGAGAAAAACGAAACACAUGAUCUCUACUCAUUAAAUGUUCUAGAGAGGCCAAAAGUAAUAUACAAUGACAAAACAGGUAAAUAUGUGAUGUGGAUGCACAUAGACGACACAAACUAUACUAAAGCUUCUGUAGGCGUCGCCGUUAGCGACUUCCCA
Cuscuta epithymum is the source of this 1291-nucleotide messenger RNA. The record is from the annotation of a GenBank genome assembly. NCBI's taxonomy places the organism in Eukaryota, Viridiplantae, Streptophyta, Magnoliopsida, Solanales, Convolvulaceae.